Messenger RNA from Sardina pilchardus (European sardine), 3188 nucleotides. RefSeq names its product NLR family CARD domain-containing protein 3-like. The transcript has 11 exons. The record is from RefSeq and is a predicted model, not a curated record. Gene Ontology annotation, biological process: intracellular signal transduction. Gene Ontology annotation, molecular function: protein binding. Lineage: Eukaryota; Metazoa; Chordata; Actinopteri; Clupeiformes; Clupeidae. The annotation marks the transcript as partial.
UACGAGGGCAAGUCGCGCACAGGAAUUUUACAUCAAUUUUAUGUCGGAUGGAUUACUCUGAAGAUGGUGAGGAUGCUAUUGGUGGAAAUCAGACAGGCAGAGCAGCAUGUAGGCCUACUGUGUCCAGCCACGUGUCCCUGAAGGAUGAUGAGUCUGUUACUGAUGGACAUCAGGGGAUCAGCAAAGGACAAGGGCUACACAGUGCAGGUCCACAGACCCACAGACCAGUGUCUCCAGUGCCCAGCUGUGUGUCCAUGAGGAGUGACCGGUCUAAGGGUGAUCCUCCCAAUCUCAGCAGAGGACCACCACUGUCUGAUCCAAAUCCACAGACCCACAGACCAGUGUCUCCAGUGCCCAGCUGUGUGUCCAUGAGGAGUGACCGGUCAAAGGGUGAUCCUCCCAAUCUCAACAGAGGACCUCCACUGUCUGAUCCAAAUGGAUUUAGGAAUAUUCUGACCCAGGAACAGUCCAGGUGUGGAGUGUGUAAGCAGCUGCUGAGGGACCCAGUCAUCACCAGCUGUGGACACAGUUUCUGUAGGCAGUGCAUCAACAGCUACUGGAGCCAGUCUGGUCCAUCAGGAGACUACAGCUGUCCCCAGUGCAGAAAGAGAACACAACCCUUUCCACACCCUCCAGUCAAAAGGGCCAAACUAUCAGACAACCAUGUCCUGAACAGAGUAUUGAUGACCCAUAAAGCCAGUAUGAAGAGAAGGUUUGAGAGCAUAUGCGAAGGCAUCAUAAGGUCAGGGACUCAAACCCUCCUGAACAAGAUCUACACAGAGCUCUACAUCACAGAGGGAGAGAGUGAAGGGGUGAAUAAUGAGCAUGAGGUUUGGCAGGUGGAGUCAGCAUCCAGGCCACAAACUACAGAAGACACAGCAAUCAACUGUAAUGAUAUCUUCAAGCCCUUACCUGGACAGGAGAGACACAUCAGAACGGUCAUGACCAAGGGGAUUGCUGGCAUUGGAAAAACUGUAUCAGUGCAGAAGUUCAUCCUUGACUGGGCAGAGGACAGAGCUAACCAGGAUAUAGAUUUCAUGUUUGUGCUUCCGUUCCGUGAGCUGAAUUUGGUCCAACAUGAUCAGUACAGUCUUCACAGGCUCCUGCUUGACUUCCACCCUGAGCUUAGAGAGCUACAAGAUGGUGAAUACAAAGAUCGCCACAUUGUGUUCAUUUUUGAUGGUCUGGAUGAGAGUAGACUUCCACUGAAUUUCCAAGAGAACCAGAAGUUGUCUGAUGUGACAAAAACAUCAUCAGUGGAUGUGCUGAUAACGAGCCUCAUUCAGGGAACUCUGCUUCCCUCUGCUCUCCUUUGGAUAACCUCCCGACCAGCAGCAACCAGUCAGGUCCCUUCUCAGUGCAUCAGUCAGGUGACAGAAGUACGAGGAUUCAGUGACCCACAAAAGGAAGAGUACUUCAGGAAGAGAGUCAGUGACCAGAAUCAAGCCAACAGAAUCAUCUCACACAUUACGGCAACCAGGAGCCUUCACAUCAUGUGCCACAUGCCAGUCUUCUGUUGGAUCUCAGCCACUGUCCUUCAGAAAAUACUGGAACAGGAUGAUGGGAAGGAAGCCCCCAAAACUCUGACUGAGAUGUUCAUACACUUUCUGCUCAUCCAGACCACAAGGAAGGGCCAGAAGUAUCAAGAGGAAAGUGAGACCGAUAGACAGAGCCUCCUAGAAUCACAUAAGGGUGUCAUAUUGAAACUAGCAGAGCUGGCUUUCAAGAAUCUGGAGAAUGGCAAUCUCAUGUUCUAUGAGGAAGACCUGAGAGAGUGUGGCAUUGAUGUCAGUGAAGCUUCAGUGUACUCUGGCAUGUGCACUGAGAUCUUCAGGGAGGAAUGUGUGUUUCACCACAAGAAGGUGUACUGCUUUGUCCAUCUGAGCAUCCAGGAGUUUCUUGCUGCACUUCAUUUGUUUGCCUCCUACUUGAAUAAGAGCAUGGAGGUCCUGAAAACAUUUCUUAGCAAAAAAUCCAGGUCUGUGCCAGAUGUGCCUCUCGAUGAGCUGCUGAAGAAUGCAGUAAACAAAGCCUUGGAAAGCAAGAAUGGACACCUUGAUUUGUUUGUUCGCUUCCUUCAUGGCAUUUCUCUGGUGUCAAAUCAGAGACUUUUGCUUGGCCUCCUGACACACACACACAGCAGCCCAGACAGUGUUAAGAAAACCAUCAAGAACCUGAAGGUGAUGCAGAGACAAAAUAUCUCCCCUGAGCGGUGCAUCAACCUGUUCCACUGCCUGGUGGAAAUGCAUGACUCCUCUGUCCAUGAUGAAAUCCAGGCUUUCCUGAAGGCAGAGAAAGGUGCUGUGAAACAGCUCACAUUGGCUCACUGCUCAGCCUUGGCUCAUGUGCUUCUGAUGUCUGAGGAGGUGCUGGACGAGUUUGACCUGAAGAAAUACAAAACCUCAGAUGAGGGACGGAGGAGACUAGUGCCAGCUGUGAGAUGCUGCAGAAAGGCACUACUUGCUGGCUGUAAGCUAACAGAAAAGUCCUGGGAGAUUUUGACUUCAACUCUGCGGUCUGCAAACUCCCCCUUAAGAGAGCUGGACCUGAGUCAGAAUGACCUGCAGGCAUCAGAAGAAAAGCUGCUCUCUGCUCUACAGAGUCCAAACUGCAAACUGGAGACUCUUAGACUUGUUGACUGUAAACUGAAGGGAAGAUUUCUGGCCUUGGCCCACCACGGGGCAAACCCCCACCUAAGAGAGCUGGACAUGAGUGACAGUGAGCUUGAGGACCAUGGAGGAGAACUGCUCCAUCAACCACUGAAUCAAGACUGUAAAGUGAGACUUACCAGGUGUAAACUCAAAUACAGCUAUUCUGAGGUUGUGGUCUCAGUUCUGCAGUCCUAUAUUUCUCAAUUGAGUGAGUUGGACAUGAGUGGCUGUGAUAUUCAAACAUCAGAAGAGAAGUUACUCUCUGGUCUUACAAACCCAAAUUGUCAACUGGAGAAACUGAGACUUGUUGGCUGUAAACUGAGAGGAAGAUUUCUGGCUGUGACUCUUCAGUGGGCAAACUCCCAUCUAAGAGAGCUGGACAUCAGUGACAGUGAGCUGCAGGACUGUGGAGGAGAACUGCUCCAUCAACCACUGAAUCAAAACUGUAAAGUGAGACUCAUCAGCUGCAGACUCAAAGACAGCUCCUCUGAGGUUGUGGUCUCAGUUCUGCAGUCAUGUAUUUCUCAACUGAGUGAG